This is a messenger RNA of Knipowitschia caucasica, 723 nucleotides long. The record is from the annotation of a GenBank genome assembly. NCBI's taxonomy places the organism in Eukaryota, Metazoa, Chordata, Actinopteri, Gobiiformes, Gobiidae.
AUGACCAGCACGGCUCAGACCAGCACGGCUCUGCCCAUCUUCUCCAAAGGCGAGGACUGCAAAGCCUCAUGGCAUGACGCCAGCGCGGGCUACAACAGCGCGGACACGCAUCUGGAGAUCAUGGGGAAGCCCGUGAUGGAGCGCUGGGAGACCCCGUACAUGCACUCCCUGGCCGCGGUGGCUGCGUCCAAAGGAGGCCGUGUGUUGGAGAUUGGUUUUGGAAUGGCGAUAGCAGCGACUAAAUUGGAGUCGUUCCCGAUCGAGGAGCACUGGAUCAUCGAGUGCAACGACGGCGUCUUCGAGCGGCUGCAGAACUGGGCCAAAGCUCAGCCCCACAAGGUGGUUCCUCUGAAGGGUCUUUGGGAGCAGGUGGUCCCCACGCUGCCAGACAACCACUUUGACGGGAUCCUGUACGACACGUACCCGCUGUCCGAGGACACGUGGCACACGCACCAGUUCGACUUCAUCAAGGGUCACGCACACAGGAUGCUGAAGCCGGGAGGAGUCCUCAGCUACUGCAACCUCACCUCCUGGGGAGAGCUUCUGAAGACCAAGUACAGCGACAUUACCACCAUGUUCCAGGAGACACAGGUUCCACACCUGCUUCAGGCUGGGUUCAAGGAGAACCGGAUCAGCACCAGCACGAUGGACAUCGCCCCCCCAGAGGAGUGCAAGUACUACUCCUUCAACAAGAUGAUCACCCCCACCAUCUACAAGGACUGA